Molecule: messenger RNA, 1405 nt
Organism: Dendronephthya gigantea
Lineage: Eukaryota; Metazoa; Cnidaria; Anthozoa; Malacalcyonacea; Nephtheidae
Product: hydroxyacid oxidase 1-like
Exons: 6
Coding region: 20-1153 (377 amino acids)
Molecular function (GO): FMN binding; oxidoreductase activity
Source: RefSeq, a predicted model, not a curated record
AGACUGUGCGCGAUGCAAAAUGGCGGAUCACGAUGCAAAUCUGAAUUCUAUAGCUGUUAGUGAACCAGUUUGCAUUUCCGAUUUUGAAAAUUAUGCCAGAGCAUUUCUCCCAAAGAAUGCUUGGGAUUAUUAUAGUUCUGGAGCAAACGAAGGAAUUACUUUGAGGGAAAACAGACAGGCUUUUGAAAGACUUAAAUUACGUCCACGUAUUCUGAAAGAUGUCUCGAAUAUCGAUAUGUCGACCACAAUUCUUGGAGAAAAAAUUGAUUUUCCAAUUUGUGUUGCUGCAACUGCCAUGCAGAAGUUGGCACAUCCUGAUGGAGAAAUAGCUACAGCAAGAGCUGUUGUUCAAGCUGGUACAUGUAUGAUGCUGAGUUCUUGGUCAACAUCAAGAAUUGAAGAAGUUGCUGAAGCAUCAUCAUCUGGCUUGAAAUGGUUACAACUGUAUGUCUAUAAAGAUCCAAGUGUUACACUAGACUUGAUUAGAAGAGCUGAAAGUUCAGGUUUUAAAGCUAUUGCUGUGACGGUAGAUACACCUCUCCUUGGACGUAGGUAUGGUGAUGCCCGCAAUAAAUUUUCUUUACCUCCUCAUCUAACAUUAGCAAACUACAAGCAGAGUUAUGCAACUGGUGUCAAGAGUGAUAAAGAUUCUGGUCUGGCAACUUUUGUUAAUUCUUUAAUCAAUUCAUCUUUAACGUGGGAGUUUAUUCCAUGGUUAAGAUCUGUGACAAAGUUGCCAAUUGUUUUGAAAGGCAUUUUGACAGCAGAAGAUGCACGAUUAGCUGUUCAACAUGGUGUUGAUGGUAUCCUAGUCUCAAAUCAUGGUGCACGACAACUUGAUGGUGUUCCUGCCACUAUUGAAGCCUUGCCUGAAGUAGUGUCUGCAGUUGAUGGAAAGUGUGAGGUGUAUUUAGAUGGAGGUGUGAGGUUUGGCACAGAUGCUCUUAAAGCUUUAGCUCUUGGUGCAAGAGCUGUCUUUGUUGGAAGACCUAUCUUAUGGGGACUUUCUUAUCAGGGUGAAGCAGGUGUGAGUAAACUUUUGCAGAUAUUCAAAGAUGAAUUUAAAUUAGCCAUGGGCCUUGUAGGAUGUGAUUGUGUGAAGGAUAUUUCAAGAAACCUGGUUGCUCAUCAAACACAAUAUGCAAAACUUUGAUCAUUUCUGAAAUCAACAUCUUCUAUGAAGACCAGACAGAUAUUAAAUAUGAAAUAUUUACCUCCCACAGGGGUUGCUAAACUUAUUUCAUUUGUUAAGGGCCUCUGUUAAGCUGGAUUCAAGCCCCUAUCAUAUUUCAGGAGUUAUGGAAGAAGAUGCAUAUAAAACAUAAUCUGGGGCUGUCAGUGGAUCCAGCCUCUUCCAUAGACAUUUCUUCAUUAGAUUUAUUCUGAUUAAUGCUGAGAAAUAAAA